AUGUCUUCAACUCAAGUAGAGCCACCUCAAGCCGAUAAUUGUCCGUUAUGUGAUAAUAAACCCCGGUUCAUGCCUCUUUGGCUUCAAGAAAAUACGGAAACAUGGAUAAAAUGUGAUAUUUGUCUUGUUUGGUGUCAUGCCGCUUGUCUUAAACUUCCAGCUGAAGAAUGUGAACGAAUUGAUGAAUAUCAUUGUCCAAAAUGUGCAAUAUCUCAUGGUCCAAGUACUUACAAAGUACGAAAAUCCCUACGUGAACAUUCUAGGAUUAAUUAUGCUGACUUGGAAAAUGGCUUAACCGGGAAUCCAUAUAAAUGGAAACGAGUUCUUGAUUCAAAAUCUUUUAUUAAUCAUAAAUUUCCAAAAGUACGAGGUGAUCAAUUAACAUUAGAUUGGAUUCGAACUUUUGGAUUUGAUGAACCAAUUCUUAUAGAUAAUCCAGAAGGACUUGAUAUAAAAAUGCCUUCAAAAGAUAUAACUGUUAGUUAUAUCGCAGCAACUGUUGAACAACCUAGUUGGAAUAUGUAUCAAUGGGCUAAUUAUUUCGAUGGACCAAAGCGGGAUCAAGUUUUGAAUGUUAUAAGCUUAGAGAUUAGUGGAACUCCUUUAGGUGAUUCUAUAGUUCGACCACGAAUCGUAAGAGAGCUCGAUUGGUGCGAACACGUAUGGCCUAAAGAAUUAAAAGCUUUUGAAUAUCCCAAGGUUCAACUUUAUUGUCUUAUGAGUAUCAAAGAUAGCUUUACAGAUUUUCACAUCGAUUUCGGUGGAACGUCCGUCUUUUACCAUGUUAUCAAAGGAUCCAAAAUAUUUUAUUUCAUUAGACCUACUCCACCAAAUUUGAAAAAAUAUUCAAGAUGGAUAUCUUCACCAGAACAAUCCAUGACUUUUUUUGCAGAUUUGGUUAAAGAUUGUUACGAAGUGCAUAUUCGUGCUGGUGGGAAUUUCUUACAUGGAUAUAAUAUCGGAGGACAAUUAGCAAUUUAUGAGAUAGAAAAACGUGUAGAUGUUCCAAUAAAAUAUCGUUUCCCUUAUUUUGAAAAAAUUUGUUGGUUUGCUGGAAAAAAAUAUUAUAAGAUUCUUAAAGAAAAUCCUGAUUCUUUAUCACAAAGAGAGGAAAAAGGAUUGGUUGAAUUAGCAUUGUUUUUGUCAAAAUUAUCUAGUAAACUUGAACGUAAUAGUAAGAUUUCUUCUGAGGAAAGGCAAUCAAUCAAAGAAAAUAUUCCAAGUGAAGUUCAUGAUCCUGCAAAAUUAUCACGAAGAUUGAGUAGAAGAAUUAAUAAGUAUAUUAGUAGAUAUAAUGAAGAAACAGAUUCACAAUUGGAUUCAACUUCAAAAAAUCAUUAUGAACUUCACGAAAUUUGUACUGAUGAACGAUCAUGUUCAUCACCUGAACCAAAGUUGAACGCUCCAACAAAGAUUAGAUUGAAAAUAGUUAGUAGAAAACGGAAUAUUGAUGAUGUAAAUAUAAAAGAUUCAGAAGAUAUUAAGGGUGUUAAUGAAAUGGCUGAUAAUAUGAUUGAAUCUGUUAAUGAACAUCAAUCAAAACGUAUAUUUUUAAGUUCCUCUCAAGUUAAUGAUAUUGAUGGUUUGCGUGGUGAUAAACAGGAUGAUUCACCUUUAACUCCACAAAGUGGAAGUACUAUAUCGUGGCAUGAAGAAGAAAAAUAUUUUGAGGAAUUGUAA
This is a messenger RNA of Cetraspora pellucida, 1680 nucleotides long. Lineage: Eukaryota; Fungi; Glomeromycota; Glomeromycetes; Diversisporales; Gigasporaceae. The record is from the annotation of a GenBank genome assembly.